AUGGAGCAUAACAAAUGUCAUGAAAAAAAAAAAAUGGAAAAAUUUGUGUGUCCUAAACACACAUAUGAAUACAAUGAAGAUGAUAGGAAAAAUUUGGGAAUAGGUUAUCUGAACCCUGAAUUUCUACAUGACGAAUUGACAAGAUUAAACAUAUUUACCAUCAUAAAAAAUGAAAUAAUAAACGUACUGUCGGUUAUUAAAAAGCACGAAUAUAAUAAAAAUUUGGACUCCAGCAUUGUGGACGCCCUGUUCAUCCUGUACAGCAGCAUCAGCAAUUUGACCAACAGCUUGAAGGAAGAAAUAGACAUACACGAAUUUAACAAUAAGCUAGAUAUAUAUCAUAUAGCUCCUUUUUUAAAUAUUAUAAGAAAUAAUAACAUUUUUUAUAGAAUAAAACUAAACGCUUUACAUUCCUUGGAUCACAUAUUACAGUAUAACAGUAGCUAUUUCAAUGAAAAAACGUAUGAUGAAAAUAUUUCUAAAAAUCAGGACUCGAACAUCUCCAUCGAAAAUGAUCAGGAUGUCAAGCCUAACCAGAACAACCACUUAAAUAUGAAGGCACUAAACGAUGCACACGAAAACAAUUCUACAAAAGUGAGUGACGAAAAGCAUGAUGAUAGCGAGGUGCUAUCAUCCAAGAUGAGUGAAAAAAUCCCAAGGAAAAAAAUAUAUAAUUUUUUUUCAAAAAAUUAUAAGUUAACUAAAAAAUUCUCUGAUAAGAAGGAAGAUAAUCCCGAUUUCUUAAUUAACAAAGGGAACAAUAUCAUUAAUGUGAGCAUAGAAACGUUACUCUCUGCACCUAUUAACUACAACAACAUUAACCAUGAAGAAAUUAUACUCUACGAAACUGUCAUUUUGUUUAAUAAUGUGCUAUAUAAUGCCAUCAAAGUUGUUGACAGGAAAAAUGUUAUAAAAAUAAUUUGCUACAUUUUUAAAAUAUACAAGAAUACUAAAUAUUCCCUGUUGUUUAAGGGCAAUUGUGAAUCCAUCUUGAAAAACAUUUUCUACAUUGUCAUGAAUAAUCUGACCAGUAGCACGGGCAGCGCAAAUAUGAGGAGCGGUAACAGUUCUACUGCCGACACACCUAGUAACGUUAGUUUAAAAGAACCUAGCGACGCUCUCACAAACCAAUCUAGCAACACCUGUGUGAAUGCAGCAAGCCUUCCAGAUGACGAAUUAAUGCACGAUUUGUUAACCAUCAUUCUGAUACUAAUGAACAGCAAUAAAAAUAAGUUUGUCGAAGAUUUAUUAAAAACGAAGGAGUGUAUUGGCUUGUAUAAUGACUUGUUUGAAAACGAAAUAUCUAGCGACAAUAUGGAGUGCAUUAAUGUGCUGUCUUUCACAUUGCUAAACAUUGUUUUAGAAACAUGCGGAUACGCCCUGAUAAACAAAAAUUUUGAUGCCCUGGCCAACAUAAUAAGGUGCCUAUUUUUGCACAUCACCUCAUCGUCUUAUACCCUCAUGUGCAGGUCCAUGAGAACUUAUAUAAAUAUUUUUAUCCUUUAUAAGAAGCACUUUUGCAUUUACAGCGAAGUCUUUAUUAAUAUAUUAUUAAGCAUACUGACGAAAUGUUCUUCCAAAAACGUUGCAGAAACUGCUUUGCUAACCUUGACCUAUUUUUGUCUAGAAAACGUGCUAUUUGAAAUAUAUUACAACCAUGAUGUUAAUUUGUACGCAUCCGACCUGUUGGAAAAUUUCAUAAAAACCGUACUAGAUUUGUGCGUCCAUUUUAAUCACAAUACGACGAUUAUAAAUGAAGUUAUUUUUAAGAUGAUAAAGAACAUUUUGCACAUAAUAAUCCCAUGCCUGGGAACUUGUGGCACCACCGCAGCUGUGAGCACCAACAAAAGUGGCACUAACGUAUUGAAUGACCAAAACACUCGAAUGGGUGACAUAGGUGGAUACACAAAUCAACUCAUUAGUGAAUUCAGAAAUGAUUUAUACACAGAUAUUUUUGGCUAUGUAAUCCAUUCUGGGAAAAUCGAGCUGCUCAAAGGUACAUCUGGCAUUAGAAAAUGCAUGGAGAAAUCUGAUGAGCAGAGAAAAAUGGAAAAAAAAAAAAAAAAAAAAUUACUGAAUGAAGAAAGUGGUGGCAAUAAAAGCACAACCUUGAUAGGAUACUCCAACGAAUCCUCCAAAGGGGAUGAGCAAAAAAAAGACGAAGGAAUUCAGCAAAAUGAUAGUAAAGAACAUCCCGCUAAACAUGGAGAUGACACAGAAAACGCUCCAGAAAAACAGGAAUCCAAAAAAAGUAACAUGAAUGAACUGUACACCCUCAAUUUUCUUACAUCAAGCAAGGACAAAAGCUAUGUCCUCCUUUGCUCCAUUUUACUGUGCGAAUAUGUUAAGGAGUCUAUAAAAGUGGACUAUAUUAAGAAUAAGGAACAUUUGAUGAGAAAAAAAAAAAUAAGAAAAGAAAUUUUAAAAAAAUCAGCAAACAUUUUUAACACACUAAAAAAUAAAUCCAUCGAUGAGUUAAUCAAAAUGAAAAUGAUCCAAACGAGGGACACGUUCAGCCAAGUGGAUAGAAAUGAUUCUAUUCUCGCUUCGCUAAUGACAGGUAAACAGGAGCAUUUCAAUGCACAAUCGAAUCACUCCUAUGACGAGAAGUCCUGUCCUUCCAGAGAGAUGGACACAGAAAAGCACAACAGUGAUGAAACUCAUGGAACGCCACAUGUUGCUGCUUCUAACAAUAAUGAUAAUAGCGCCAACGUGUCAAGUAAUAGCAGAGAUAUCACAUGCCCCGGAGCGAAUGUCCACAGUGACAUGAAUAGUGCAGAGAAGGAACCUAACGUUUGUCAAAGGAAUCUCCAUUCUGCAAAAGACCAAUCCAAUGGUGACAUAAUAAAAGGUGCAGUGGAACAGCUUUUUAAAGAUCAUAAGAGUAAGGGAUCACUAAGCAGCAGUUGUGACAAGGGAGAGAUGGAUAACAGUAACGAAAGGAACGAGAAGAGAGAACCCCUUUCCCACGUCGAAUCGUCAGGAAACCAAAAUACUAGCGGAACCACGGAUUGUGGCACCAACACGGGGGAAACAAAAGCGUCUGUGGUGCAUUCGGAGGAUGCGAACGCCAAAAAUGCAGAAAACGAUUUAGAAGCAGAAUGCAGGAUGCAGCAAAGGCCUAGCGAUGCGAACAGUGCGGACGUAAGCAACACGGAGAAUAGCGAAUCACAAAAUGUGAUGAAACGAAACAGCGUUGUCAGUAACACCCAAGGGAACCUAAUGGAGGACCCACACUUUUUGAAGUCCAUAGCCAAGUUCCUGAGGUAUAAUCCCUUCCUAGAUAAAGAAUAUGUGGGUGAAUACAUUUCUCACAGAAAAAAUAUAAAUAUUUUGAAGUGUUACGUGCGACUGUUUGACUUCUGCAAUUUGUCCUUACUGUCCUCGUUGAGAUUGUUCUUGCACUGUUUCAAGCUGCCAGGAGAAGCUCAACUAAUCGAGAGAAUAUUAGAACAUUUCAGCUUGUGUUUUUUUUAUUCGAAUCCAAUUUGUGGAGACUUAGAUAAGGUUUACCACCAAGAGGGUGACAAAGUUGAGUGCUUGUUAAAGGAUGAGGAGCUAGCCAACACGAAGAGGUACGUCUUGAUCGAUUUCCUGAAUGAUAACGCACACGAAGGGGCUAGCGGAAACGGUAGUAAUAACCAACCAAAUGAGAGCGGCGAAUCGAAGCAGACAGAUGGAGACUCACCGUGCGAGCAUAAAAAAAGCAGCUCCGAAAAGAAGAAGAAGAAAAAAAAGAAUAUCUCGCAACAUAGCAAUGUGCAGGAAAAAAUUAAUCUAAAAAAAGACGUCGACAUGCAUGAUUAUAUUCACAGACAUGUGUUCCCCAUGUCGAAGAAAAUACAAUUGAUGAGCGAAGAGGAAGUGCAGAAGAAGUACGUCAUUGUUGAAAAUAGCGACGUUAUAUUUAUAUUAACCUAUUCCAUCAUUAUGUUGAACACAGAUUUGCACAACAACCAGGUAAAGAACAAAAUGAAAUUGGAAGAGUUUAUUAAAAAUAACAGGGGAAUAAAUAACGGAAAAAAUUUAGAUAGAAUAUAUUUGGAAAAUCUAUACAACUGCAUACUGCAUGAAGAAAUUAAGCUCUUCUCAAACACACAGAGCACGUACACAAAUGACAAUCAGUACUGGAAGUUACUCGAAAAGAGGAAAGAGCAGUACAAAAAUUAUCAUUCAUUUAAGGCAAAGGAGGUAUACUUUUACAAAUUUGACAUAAACAAAUUGUUAAUUAAAAAUAACUUCAUUCCGAUUUUUUUCCAAAUUUUCAAACGUACCAAUGAUUACAAUUUAACAGAGAAUUGUCUGAGCAUAUUCAAAAUGGCCAUAACAAAUUUUGCCUACUAUCAUGAUGUGGAUAAUAUAAAUAAAUUAUGUUAUAUAUUUAAAUACAUCAAUUUUUAUUUGACGCAAAAAUCACAGUCAUUACUGUACCUCUUAUUUCAUCUCAUCAAAAGAUGCCACAAUUUAUUUAGAGACGGAUGGGCAAUGUACAUAAAUGUUUUAUGCAAAUUAAUUACCAUAGAUUUAGUCCCCAUCUUCUUUUAUCCUCACAUGUAUAUUAACAGUGCCCAAUUUAAUAACGACAAAGAUUUCCUCCAUAGAAAAUACAAAAAGGGAAACUGCGUGGAGACAUAUAAUAUCAAUAAAAGCAUAACAGAGAUUUAUCAGCACCCACUUUUGAUAUUUAAAAAAAACAUUAAAAAAAUGAACAGGUCAAAAUGGAUUGAUGAAUUCAGUAGUAUGUUCUUUUCCAGACAUAGCAAUAAUGAAAAUUCCAAUUUGUCCAUCAUAUUUAGGGAAAGCUAUUCUGACAAACUCGAUGAGGAUAAAAAGAAAAGGAAAAAAAAAGACAAAACACAGGAACAUGCACAUAAGGAAAAAACGAUUAACACGUCUAUCAAUAGUACAGAAAUAAAACAAACGGAUGACGGAAACGAAGACGAUGAUGAUGAAAAUAAUGAUGAGGAGGAGGACGACGAUGACGAGGAUGAUGAAGAUAACCUCAACCAUAUAUAUGUACAUAUUAAGGUAGACCCCAAAAAUGUGGAUAACAGCUCCAUCAUAGAUAGUGUCACCAUAUAUAAAAGAUUAAAAUUAGAUAUUUACAACUUUUUUACCGUAAACGAUUUUUAUAACAAUAUGAUUACCAAUUUGAACAUCACCAGUUUUGUAUACUUGAUCAAAAUUUUAAUGAUUAAGUGUUCAGUUACCAAGCACAGUGAACGCAACAGCGCGGCUCAGGGAAGUAGAAGCGAUCAGCAUAACUCAGGCCUAAGAAUGCCAAUUAUAGCGAAUCACAAUUUUAUGACAAAUGAUAAGAGCGCCGGCAUGCAUAACGCCCAAGAAAAUAUUAAUGACUCUAAUCCAGUUUUAAUAAAUGCGGAUAACUCCUUCGAUUUGUUUUGCAACACCAAGGAAAAACUGCUCACAUCACAAAUGCUCUUUCACAUUAUGUAUUUUAAGAUUAACUACACAUAUGUGUUGUAUAGCAUGAUUUGCAGAAUGGGUAAGAGGAGCUCCACAAAAAUAUUGAAGGAAGGGGCUGCUCAACCAAAGUGUGCAAAAAUGAGGUGUCCGAUAAAUUUAAUUGUGGAAAAAACCCUAAGGGGAGACAAGCAUCUAAGCGCGGUAAAGAAGGAAAAUGACGAAAAAAAAAAAAAGAAUCGAUAUGACCUCACAUUGAAUAAUAUUUACGACACGGACAAUUCGACGAACGUCACGUCUAGCGAUUCAGAAUUCAGCGACAUAUCUAGUGACUCCUUUUUUAUAAGAAAGAAUGACCUAAUGGCUGAAGAAAAUCGAAUCUACGGAGAUGGAGCUGAGCAACAUAAGGGGGAUUCCCAAGAAGAACAAGGGGAGCCGCAAAAACACAAGGACGAAUUUGAUAUGAUUUACUCGUACGCCAAUGAUGACGAUAGUGUCAGUGGGCAGGACGCCUCUGAUGAAUACAGCUCCGACGAAAGCAGCGAUGAGAGUUGCGAUGAGCAUAACGACGCCGAAGCGGAUUGCAAACCCCCCCCUGCGAGUAGCACUCAGAGCGCGAAUACACACAACCCGAGCAAGUGCACGCCAACAGAUAAAGGAAAGGAGUUUUUAAUGGACAAAAUUAAGAUGAACUUGUACUUAAAAACGUACAUUAUGCACCUGAAAAUUACCGCAAUUACAUUUGAGCAUUUCUUUAACCUCCUAAACAAGUUCCUCCUAAUCAACUAUGACAGUAGCAUCUUUGUGAGCAUUUAUAAUAGCAUUUUUGAGGACUACCAAAUGGAAGACAUAAAAUUUGUGGCGGAAGAAGACUUUGCAAAUGAUGACAAACUGUCCUACCAGAUCUAUGAAGAAAAUUUCGAAAACAUCGACAAAAAGUUACAUUACAAGGAGGAAAAGGUAGCCAUAAAUGACAUAGAAAAGAACAUGUUCCUUAUAAAAAUUCCCAAGACGGAAACAGAAGAAGAACAAGAAGAGGAUUGGUUAUUCAUUGAACAUCUUAUCAUGAGCAUCAUCAAUUUCUCGUACAUUUGUUUUAGUAUAUACAAAGACGACAAGCAAAAAAUGAGCAAAAGGGGAACAAGCAAAUUGAGUAGUGUACACAUCUUCGAGGAUAGUAGCUAUGCACGCCUUAUGGAAAAAAACAGCAAAUUUUUUUUCCUCUGUGGAAUAUACCUUAUGUACAUUUUACAGUUCCUGAAGAAGAACAUUUUACAUCGAUUCAUAGACAAAAUAAUUUACAUGUUGGAGAAAAGCUCGAAGAAUGUUUAUGUGAACAGCUGCAUCAUUAACAUAUACCUGCACAUGUUGCAACUCAUCACACCAAAUAAUAUUCUGUACAAAAAUACAAACAACACAAAUAUUUCGUUGAAUGAUAAAGAUAUUUACAUUUACAUUGAAAAGGCUACCAUCUACACGGAAAGUAUUAACAACAUUAUUAACAAUAAUAAUGUGCUGCUAAAAUUGAACAAUUUUAAUAUUGAAAAUAUUAUUCUCUCCCUUCUCCCAUAUUUACUAUAUUUUAAUAACAAGAAAGAAGAAAUUAAUGCACAUAUCGCGUCCAUUAAUUCAGAGUGCCUUCACAUUAUUUCGAACAUAUAUUAUAAAAGUACGUACAUGUAUAUGAACAACUCGAAGAAAACAAACAAAGCAAACGACACCGACGGAUAUUGCCAAAAUGACAAUUACAACUCCAGUUUGUGCAAAAAGUACAAGGACAAUAUCUCAUUUGAGAACGUUAUCGAGCUGAAAAAGAAGUACAUCUUUCUUCUCAUAUGUUUUGUUUUGUCACUGGCUUGCUCCUUUAGCUCCAAGAGAACCAGAAGUGAAGCCUACAUAAAGCUGCAGCAGUUUCUGUUUAAUGAGAAUUAUAUUUUUACAAAGGUGAAAAAUCCCAAUGCGGACAACUCUGCAAGUAGCGCUAGUAACAAAACUGAAAAAAAUUCCAAACAGGAAAAGUGCGUAUAUAGGGAUGAAAAGUUGAUAGACUUGAUAAGCAAUUUUAUCAUCCUGCCACUAAUCACGUACAAUUAUUACUUCCCCUUUAUAUGCAAAAGUGUGUAUUGGGGAGAGGCAUCCGGAAAAGGCGAGAAGGAGACUACAAGUGAAGCGAAAGGUUCCGUAAACGAAGCACAGUGUAAUCAGAACGAACAGCCAAACACAGCUGUGCAUGCGAAGAACAAUUACUGCAAGGGAGCCCUCCUCAACUUCAACCUGUACAACAAAAGGAACAACGACAUAUCGGACAACAUGUGGAAGCAACACGAAUACGAAAACUGCGGUUGUAUUAUUAAUUACAAAAAUAUAGAGACGGUGGAUCCGGACCUAAACGUGCUAACAAGUUUGUUCAAUUAUGCAAAUGAUUAUUAUAUACACACUAUGUUACAUAAACAGUACAAUUACUACUUCAGCUACUUGUACGCCAAGAAAUUGCUAAGCUAUGACAACGUCUGCUACAGGAAAAGCAUGAGCAUAAGUUUCGUGAGCCAUAUCAUUUUGUCGUUCCUGCAUUCGUUACUGAAUUACGCAGGGGAUGGAUGCGAGCAAAGCGUUGCAGGAAAUGAGGAGCCCCAUAAUGACCAUGGCGAACCCACUAAUGACAAAAACGAUUCUACUUCAUCAGAUGAUUGUAGAGAACCGAAUGACAUCAACCUGUAUGAUCUUCUCUGCCUGAAUAUUGACAAAUCGUGUAAUAAAAUUGUCACCAAAACCAAAUGUGAAAAUAAUUGCAUCUUCUACUUUUUGAAGCAUUUUUACCACGCACUGCUAACGAUUAAGGAAGAAACGACGAAGAUUUUAAAUAUUUACAAAGAGACCUUUAUCGAGAAUAUUAAAAAUAUCAUCUACGUCUCAUCGUCCUAUGCAUACUGCUUGAAGGAUCAUCGCGUCAACUGCUUUGCGCAUAUAAAAAAUGGUUAUUCUUUCCUAAAUGAAGAGGAGAAGAAGCUGUUAAAAUCAUACAAUAUGGAAGCUGCAGAAAAGGCUGAAAACGCACUCGAGUGCGACAAGGAAAUUAUUGAAAACAUAUCAAAGUUGCAAAUCAACGUGAGGAUUAGUGUCGUCAUCGUUUACUACAUUAUGUACACAGAUAAUAACCAAAAUGAGCAAUUUAAAAAUAUUUUUGAAGAGUUACUGAAUGUCCUGUUGACCAAAUAUAGCGUUAAGGCAGAAUCACAAGACAAUGGUGCGGAUGUUAGCGCUAAGUCGGAAAAUGCACAUGAUCAAACGGAUCAACAGCCAGAAAAUUUACCCAAUGAACCCAGUAAGACCGAAGAAAAUGCAGAAACGACGAACCUAGAUGAAAAGGAGGAACCAUGUGACCAAAAGGCCGAAAAGGUCAACGAUGAUGAAAACAUACAAACGAGCGAACAAAAUGAAGAGGCUGAAAAGUGA
Plasmodium fragile is the source of this 8877-nucleotide messenger RNA. RefSeq lists its product as uncharacterized. The record is from RefSeq and is a predicted model, not a curated record. The transcript has a single exon. The coding region runs from base 1 to 8877 and encodes 2958 amino acids. Gene Ontology annotation, biological process: regulation of ARF protein signal transduction. NCBI's taxonomy places the organism in Eukaryota, Apicomplexa, Aconoidasida, Haemosporida, Plasmodiidae. Gene Ontology annotation, molecular function: guanyl-nucleotide exchange factor activity.